This is a messenger RNA of Pocillopora meandrina, 14458 nucleotides long. NCBI's taxonomy places the organism in Eukaryota, Metazoa, Cnidaria, Anthozoa, Scleractinia, Pocilloporidae. The record is from the annotation of a GenBank genome assembly.
GAUCGACUCAAUAUGGCGGACACAGGGGGAACUCGUCGAGAUGUUUCGACCGGUUCCACUCCCCAAAGACCUGUUCCCAUGAAAUUGUUUGCCACUUGGGAAGUCGAGAGAACGUCGCCAAACUGUGUACCGCGGUGAGUGCUUUUGAAAACUAUUUUUUUUGUAUCGGCACUUUUGCAAUCACUUGAAGGUAAGCUUACACUUUUCCCGAAGACCAUGUCCUGUUGACUCAGGCUUGAGUCUUAUGCAGUGAGAGUCUAUUGCUGAAGAUCUGUUUAUGUAGCAAGCUAAAACAGUUGUAUUAAAGCUUAUGUAGGCAGGUCUCCUUGCCCAGGUCUAAGUAAGUAACGUGUAUUUAAAGAAAUGACUGCCCUCAAUCUUGAUCUUUUAUUUGUUGGAUUGAAAUCACGAAUGUCUAACUUUACUCCAUUUUGUCAUCACCAAACACGUGCUGUAUGCUGUUGCGAUAAACCGUUACGAUUUUGCAGAUUUAUGGUGGAGUUUUUUGUAGCAGUUCGUUCAAAUUUUUCUCAAGGAAGUAGCAAUUUAACCGAGGUGUGAUAUGCACCCAGGAAACUUGCCCUUAACAAAAAUCUGUUGAUUUGUAAAUUUAUUUACUUUGGAAUUUGUCUCUGCCAAAUUCGGUUUUCAAAAUGUUUUGAAUAUCUGAAAUGAAAUUAUCAAUUUUUUGUCGACAUGUGUUCUUCUAAAUUUUAUUUGGAUCAUAUGAACAAAGAUCACGGACGGGCACUAUUCAGAGAAUAUUAGUCUCGGCGAUGUUUUUUUUUUCUUUUCCACCUUAACGUUCGAAUAACAUCAGAGUUUUAGUUUUACGGUUUACGCAUUAUUUAUGUUCUUGAAGGAACAAACGAAAUCUCUGCUGUGGCUGAAAACUGCACUGAGAGUAAGUUGUGGUUCAAGUACUUCAAAGCAAAUUAUUCAAUUAUCUGGGGUUGAUACUGAUUUAGCAAUUGACACAUUUUCUCUACAAAAUUUUUAGCUCACACCGUUGUGUCAAAAAGCAAGCUAAUGUAAACUGCUGUCUCUUUCUCUUAGAUAUUCAGAAUUCCAAUUUAUCAUGUUGAACAUUGUAUACACAAAUAUUUAUAUAUUGCAUAUUAAAAAAUCAUGAAUUUUAAGUUUGGUUCCGUGCUAUAAAGGCAAUUUUUGCUCAGGUUGACUUAAAAAUAUGCACUUCUCUUUAGAAUCCUUACUGGCUUCAUCAAUAAAUAUAAUUCUGUUGAUUUUAAAAAAUUUCAACCAUCAGCUAAAAAAAGGAAGAAAGAAUAUAAGAAACCUAAAAUCUGCAGGUAUGCAAAUUCCUCCCAAGCUAAUAAAUUAUUGUUUUGUUGAUGAGAGACAUCUGGCAAGUGUUCUAGGAAUCAAAACAGAUUUUAUUCUCUCUUAAUCUUAUUUUGUGGUUAGGCCUAAUUCUUUGGUAUUAAAUAUAUUUAUUAAAAAAGACAUUGUUGGAUUCCAUUUAUUUAUUUCUUGUGAGGUUUUAAAUGUGACCAAAUAUAUGGGAAUGAGCUACCAAAAUGUAACAUUAAGAUAUUUAGCAUUGUUUUGUAAGCUGUGGGUCUUUGUGGGUGAGUUUCAUAAAAUUCUAGGUUAUGAAAAUUAACUGGCAGAUAUUCCCUGUAAACUGUCAUUUUUGUAGCAAUGAGGUGUGAUGUUAAAAGGCCUCUGUUUCUUGACAAUUCUUCUCUUGCUUCCUCAUUUCCCAUUAGCCUUAUGUUUUGGUAAUGAAAGGUAAACUUCUGUAAGGGCAAGAGUAUUUUUUUCCUUUUGAAAUAUAAAGCAUCACACAGGGUCCCAUCUUAUAUUUGGGUAUAUUACCUUGGUUAACCACUGACUAGUGACAAGAGAGUAUGGUUUAUCACUCCGUUUUUACCUUUUUCUGAACUUUCAUAAUUAUAUAGUCACGCAUUGUUAUACAGAGAAACAGAAAAUAGAGUCAAUUCAGCAAUCCAACCUUUUAAUUAAGUUCAGUGUGACUAAUGCAAAGCUCAUACCUAAUGUGGAUAAAAGUGGAUUGAUAGUCACUGUCAAAGUCUUGUUACCAUUACUCACAGAAUCAGAAUCAAUAAAAGCAAGUAUAACAAUUUUCCAGGAUUCAAUGAUUGUACUCUCCACCAUGAAAAUGUUUCUUUGGAAGUUGUCAAAUGAGAAAGUUGAUGAGUUGAGUUAUGUUUCAGGCUGUGUACAAUGACGCUAACUCGACUGGAGUUGUUGAAACCCUUAGAACCAAGUUUGACUGAAGUAAUCAUCUCAGUCUCAAUGCAGGUAAAUAAACCAUUAAAUAAUUAAUGCUAUAAAGUGUAAUAUUUGAAUAGGGUAUGUAAGAAACACACUAAACAGAAUUUACAGUAAUUCAACACAUAGUUAUUAUUAUUAAUCUUUGAUAGAUACACUUGUUGUUUUUUUUUAGAGCUCCCGCAGAACACUUAGGUCAAAUGAGAUAGUUCUUCCAUCCUCUGGUUUGAUUGACACUGAUUUGGAUCUAUCCUUUUCUCUGCAGGUCAGUUAAUGAAGAUAAUUAUAGAUUUAAAAAUAUGGUAACUAGGGCAGGAAACUUGGGCUGUCUGAAUAUUUGGGACAGGCAACUUUUCCAUUCAGAAAAAGAAAAUGAUGGGCCGUCUGUGUAUUUGGGACAGGCAACUUUUCCAUUCAGACAACAAAAAUGAUGAUCUCACCUGUCUGCUCAGACUUGCAGGAAAUAGGCAUAAACAAUAUAUUAUAUAGUUUUGCUUCCCAUAAGGAGAAAUCCUAAAAAGGCUAAUUCCAAAAUGGAAAUUGCAUAAUUAGUUUACUCUGUAAUUUCAGAUGUAGCUUUUGUAUUUAGAUUGAAACAUAUGUUAAAGAAAGAGAGAAAGGAGUCAUGAGAAAACUGAGUUAAUAAGCCUAUACUUAUUCACUUUACAUCUGAGGUAAUUUUCUACCUCAGAUAUCCAGGUUAUAUCUUAUAUAUUUAUCACUGACAGCAUUUCAAUUUCUUCCUUAAUUUUAUUCUUUUCAUAACUCCUUAUGUUUCCAAUAGACAUUUAUUUUUCUUUUCUUUUCUAUUUUUUACUGUAGUAUUUUGUCCACCCAUGACCACUUAGAUCAAUUUCACUUUGAAUUUAUAUUUUCUUGUCAUAUGAUUAGUCAGUUUUUGAGUGACAUGGAUAGCAAUUUUUGUUAGAAACCUUAUUUCUGAAACAAAAACUAGGAGAAAGAAUUGUUAUAAAUUGAAUCAUGAAUUAGCUACACUGAGCUUCUUGAUGAAUUAGUACUCAAAGCUGGAAAAAUCUUUGGACACUUUUCUUUCACUGGGAUAUUUAAAGGAAUUUAUAGAAAAGUUAAAUAUUGGUGAAAAAUAAUUGAGUGACUUACAUGUACCUGUGGUACUAAAAACAAGGAAGAAGCAUGCUUUUUUUUCUCUUUGAUGCUUAGUCUAUAGGUAUGAUUUAGGGCAAUUUCUCAGUAUUGCACGGCACAUUUGUACUGCAAAAAAAACUACAUAAUCAGACAAAGAAGCGCUCGUGCAUUCUGAUACACAGUCUUGUUUCAAUCAAUAUACCAGGUAAAGAGGUGUGUUGGUCUUUAGCUCUUGAACCAGCUCGGCAGUUUAUAUUUUUUAUUGCAUCAUGGAUAAUUUGGUUUGCAAAUUAUCCCCUUUGAAUUUGACAAUUAAAAGAAAAAAAUCAUUAAUGAAAGGGAAAAAAAAAACCUAAAAGCAGACAUGAAGCCUAUUGCUAGAGUAUGCAAAUUAUGACUUUUUAACCCUUAACUCCCAAGAUCUGAUUGUUAAUUCUCCACUCUAGCUGCUACACAUUUCUUUGUAAAUUAGUUGCGAGAAUUUAGUGUUGAUCAAGAUACAUUUGAGUAUUCUCAUUACCUGUUUGCUGGAUAUUGUUUUACAACUUCAGAGCAGUUCCACUUUGCAGACUGUGAUUAUUUUAUUCUUUGUUUCAGUAUCCACACUUUUUGAAGAGAGCUGGUAACAAUCUUCAAGUCAUGCUUCAACGACGAAAGAAGUACAAGAAUCGCACAAUUCUUGGAUUUAAAACACUAGCUGUAGGCCUUGUUAACAUGGGACAGGUUGGUAUUCAUUUCUAAGUAUUUAAAUCUGUUAUGGCUACAUGGUAUGUUUGUUGAGAAACAAGGUUCAUUGAAGAUAGAAAUAAGAAAGAUGGUAGGUUUUUAGCUUGGGAAAGAAAUAGAGAAAGAUGUUUUUUUCUUCUUGUCAGGAGUGUGGGACAAAGAAAAAAUUCUGAGUCCCCUUGAGGAAUUGAACCUCAGACCUUCAGAUUCUGUGCUCUGAUGCUCUACCACUGAGCCAUAGAGACUCCACUCCUUAUUUCUAUCUACAAAUAUUAUGCUAUCAACAUUGCCGAUCCUAGCAAUAUGCAGGAUGUGUGUCAUAUCAACUUUGUGAUAGACCUCGCUCACUGUGGAGUCUCUGUGGCUCAGUGGUAGAGCAUUGGAGUGUGGAAUCCAAAGGUCCAAGGUUCCAUUCUUCACGGGGACUUAGAAUUUUUUUCUUUGUCCCAUGUUCGUGACAAGACAAAAAAAAGGUUCACUGUGUCGUAACAAUUCUUGUCGGGCUUAUGAUAAUAUUCAUUGAUGUCUCACUAGGUUCUCCAGCACUCAGUGGACAAUCAACUCAAGUUGUACACGAAAGGAAGUCUUGUUCCAGUGGCCCUGAUUACUGUCAAUUCCCUUACCAGGUAAUGCAUCAUGUAGUUCAACAUUGUUCCUGUCCAUUGUGAUGCAGUUUUUCGAUGAAAUAUUAAAAGUUAGCACCAUAAAAUUUAACAUAAUUUUCACACUUUUGGUAUUGUGGAAACUGGAAUUAGUAUGAGGCUCAAAUAUGAUGCUGUUAUUUACAUACCUCAGCUGAUUUAUGUGCACCAAAAUAAAGAUUAAUAAUAUUUAAUUUAAGUGAUGUAAUGAUUAUGUCACAAAGUCAUACCAAUCACAGCCAGUUACUCACAUUCAACUAUAGUCACUGGUAUGUUUAGACAGGAGAUGUCUCAACAGCUCAUAUUUGAAAAAAUUAGGUGUUUUGCAUUCGGGAGAACAGUCUAAGUUUUUUUUUUUAAUUUUUCAAUUUUUUGUUUCUAUUUCAAGAUAAUUUUUCAAACAAUAAUUUUUGUUUUUGUUUUAGUUUUUCUAAUAGGAAAAAUCUGAUGUAUUAAUUUUUCUGUAUUAAUUUUCAGUCAACCAGUUGAAACAGAUGGAGUCAGACUUACUGGAUCAUUAGUCAGAGGUAGUUGAAGUACAUCAUUUUCAAUAUUAUUUGGUGUAACCUUGGCCACAAUUACCAUUAUUUAACACCAGGGUUUGUUUUAAUGAUGAUGUGCAAGACUUAAAGAGUUUCUUGAAUUCAAAUUUAAAAAAUGCCCCGGUUCUAUUUAACAAAAUACUUUUACCUGUACACACCAUUAAUUACAUGUUCUUCUUCUUUUUCACAUUUCAGGUGAUGGUGAUGACAAUUCUAGUGAUGAUGAUGAUGAUUUCUCACUGUCUGACCAGGAAGGAAGUGACAGUGGUGGGGAUGCUGUAAGUUUAUUACUCUGAAUUCUCAAUGUCUUGCAAUGAUUUUCAUUACCACCAAAGAUCACCAGCUGUAAAUAGCAAUUAACAGAGAGAAAUUUGAUUUCAAUCUUAGUUCUUUGGUUCAUUUGUAAUCUUGGGUUGUGGGUUUUAUUGGUCACAUUUUAAAUGACUGUAUUUAGGCAGUGGAUAUCAUUUGUAACAAGUCACAAAGUUCCAACACUUAAAUUAGUCUGUUCUAAAAUUUGCAUUUUAAAGGAUAUUCUAGAUGUGGAACAGAGACAAGGUGGGAAAAUAAGACAUGGAAAAAUCACUAUUCCUGCAAAGGUUUGGAAAAUUCAGCUGAUCAGAUUUUGUAAUAAAAACUAUACGGUAUUAUUAAAUAAAAAAGAGGCUUUAAAUGUAGUCAUUGAACAUAAUUAUCUAUCAGCUUCUUUGAAUAGCCUGCUUUGGUUCAUUCCACGGAACUGUUGGUCAUUAUCUGCCUGAAUUCUUUAUGGUUUGCCUGAGUGCUGGUUUCCAGUCCAUUAAUGGUUGCAGCAACUCACAGUGAAAAGGCCAAACAAUGUUGGGUUGAUAUUCACUUAGCUUAAUUUCUGACACAGCUCCAAUAUUCACCAACAGUUUGUUAAAUAUCUUAUUGAUAUAUACAUUAAUGGUGCUAAGAUUUGAGAAAGUUAUUUGUCUGUUCAUUCUUUCUCUUCAGAUAGGAAAUAGUCAAAUUUCUCAAUUAUUUGUCAUAUUGUAAAAGUUUUAUGGGCUUUUUGAAGAAAUUUCAGCAAUAGUGAUCAUUUUUUUUAGCAAUAGUGAUUGUUUUAUGGGUGGUCUUGGCAAAGACCCACACCAACAUAGAUAUUUGGUUGCAAUUAGAGAAAUCAGGGGUAAAACCUUGAUUUCAAAUAAUGAGUGAGAAAUGGUGACUGUGAAGUACCCAAAGAACAAAGGAUUAAAGUAUAGGCAUGUAAUUUAUUGUUACCCAGAAAUUUCUCCUAAAAACUGCCCAUAAUUUUCUGGAUUUGAUUUUUCAAAGUAAAUUCAAGUAAAUGUUGAUUUCUUGUAUACAUUGCACCCAGGUUUUCUUGUAAUUAUCAUCACUAAGGGAAAACUUUGUUGCUUUACAUAUGGUCAAGCAUCAUGGCAGGCCAAAACACAAAAUUCAUUCAUUCAUUCCCAAAGAGGUACCUUCUUUCCCAGACAAAUGGAGGGCCAAAUUAUGACCAAAUUUACAUCAAAUAUCACUUAAAAUACACACAAACUUGUGGUGAUCUUACAUGAAACUCAGCACUGCUCACUUUACAUGUUGCCACAGUAACAGGUUUUGUGAAGUAAGUGGGUUAGUGAGCAGAAAUGAUGAAUUAAACAAAUUUCCUACAGGGUCUGUUCCUUAGUCUGACCCCAUGCCCUCCUCAUGCCUUGUUAAUGCUGACUGGUAUAAGUAAUCUUAUGCAAUGCUUGCCACAUGUUUUAGAUUGCCAGGCUUUUAGUGAUGUUGUAUGUAAUUCUAUUAAUAAAUUGUUUUCAUACAGCACCAAAAGAAUUUUAAACAAAAGUUUAUCGCACUCUUAAAGAAGUUUAAAGUUCCAGAGGAAGUAAGUACUACCAAAAAUUGUUCUGUGGACAUUCAUGCUUUUUACAUGAAUGUAUGAAAAAGUAAAGUCACAAGUUAAUUCAUUUCACCUUUAGGAGUUAGAAAGUGAAAUGGGAACAUACCCAGAUAUUGACAUCAGUCCUCCAGAAAAUGAAACCGCUGAUGAUUUCCUUUUUCCUGAUGAUCUGGAGGACUUGGACAGUGAUGCAGAAAAUGACUUUCUUGAAGACACCAUUAGCAUUGUGUCAACACCUAAACCAUCACUGAGGUAUUUCUAGAAUGUUUGGAACAGUUAGGAUUUCCUUCAAUUUGUAAGGCUGAGCAUUCCUUUUGACCAACAGUCAUAAUUAACUUUUUUAGACCUUACUUUGAUCCCAGAAGUUCUACUGAAAAUGUACCAAGUCAUUCUUUGGUAAGUUUUGUUACUAUCAAGGAGGGCUUUGUUACUGCUACUUGCAAGAUACAUCAUUUUUUACUGUAUACACCAGGCUAAUUACCCUUAUAGUUGAUGAAAGCAGAACAUAGCUGUAAUUUCAGAGAAAUGAAUACUCUGGCUCUGAGAAGUAAUAUGUUGGGGGAAGCAUAUUUUAACUUAUUCCUUUUUGUCCAAGUGGUAAAUUACUUUGUAAGUAAACCUUCCUAAUGCAUAACUUGCCAAUGAAUGCAAAACAGCUUGGUAAUAUUCAAGUGUGUAAAUGAGUUUUCUGUAUUUUAGGUUGGUCAAGGAAACAGUUACUGUCCACAAUUUGCUAUUCAAGUGGAAGGAGAAGACCUGCAGCCAGAUCAUGAAAUGGUGAGCAUAUGAUGGUGUAGUGUGGUGAGAGUGGGUGAGACAGGGGGGAGUGAGUGAGACAGAGGGGAGCGAGUGAGACAGAGGGGAGCGAGUGAGACAGGGGGAGUGAGUGAGACCGGGGGUAGUGAGUGAGACAGGGGGAGUGAGUGAGACAGGCGGAGUGAUUGAGAUGGGGGAGUGAGUGUCCCAGGGGGAGGUGAGUGAGACAGGGGGUAGUGAGUGAGACAGGGGGUAGUGAGUGAGACAGGGGAGUGAGUGAAACAGAGGGAGUGAGUGAAACAGGGGGGAGGGACAGAGACAGGGAGAGUGAAUGAGGCAGGAGGAGUGACCUAGACAGUGGGAGGUACAGAGACAGGGUGGAGUGAGUAAAACAUGGCAGUGAGUGUGACAAGGGGGAACAAGUGAGAUGGAGGAGUGAGUGAGUGAGACUGGGGAGCACAAAAAAUAGAAGGGAAACUGAGAUCAAAACUUGGAAGGAUUGGAUUAGAUGUCUGUUUCUCCUUUCUUUGUGCUCUCUGAAUAAUCACAUGUAGGAGGUUUGCUCAGUUUGAUCUCAGACCAUGAGUGGUCCUCUUGUUUCAAGGAUGUGAGCCCACACUCUGAUGGAGAUAACUUAUCAGACAUCACAAACUCAUCUGACCUUUUAUCGGGGCCUGGAGGUGUUGAUGACACACCCUCGGUUCGUCGCAGUGUGUCAUUCAAGGAAAGAAGGAAAACAGAAGAGCCAGACACCUUAACAAAGAGGAGAAAUAGUGAUGUUGACCUGCAGGUGGGUCCAAAUGUGUCUUAUUGUUGUUGAAAUUGAUGUAAUUUAUAGGUGAAGGAUUUUUAUUCAACUCUACAAAGAAAUGUUAAGUUGAGAGUAUUUUAUUUUGUCAGCUACCCAGAGGCACCUUGAAUGAACAACUUAGCAGUGUGCUGUCUGGGGAUAGUGACAUUCCUGAAUGCAUUCUGUUGAUUAGUACUUCUGAGUGGCAGGGCCAGGUAAUUGUCAAACAUUUAUUGCUGAUGUUUUAUUUGAAAUAUGUGGUGGGAUUAUUACUAGGCAUCUCUAUCUCGCUUCAAAUUCAGAUCUUUUUUUUUUUUUUUAAAGAAAAGAAUCUGACUAAACUUAUUGGACUGGUUAUGAACACAAGGUCUAACCCAAACCAUGGUUUUUAUGCCAGUAGAGGACUUCAUGAAUUCUCUAUGAGAGGGUUGAUUUAAUUAAAUAAAUGGCAUUUCACUGCUAGUUUUUUAACUCCUUCACACUGUUCAAAAAAAUAAAUGUUCUGAUAAAAGUAAAGUUGAAAAUGACCAAGAACAUGGUUUUGUUCAACAAUGGCUUGACUUUGUUUGAAAAACCAGCUCAUUAUGUUCAAACUCACAAAUUUUAAAUAGGUUUAAAAAUCUCUCACAUGAUUGCUGAAAUUAUGUUAGAAUUUUGUUGUGUGUUAAAAAGUUGACAGCACAUGUUUGUUUUUAUUUUGUGCAGCUUUUGGCAUUGAAGCUCUGUGACAAAGCUGUGAAGAUGAUUUGUACAAGAUCCAGUUCUGAUGUGCAGGCUGUAUUUCUAGCCAUUGUCAAUAGAUACCAGAAAUUGUAAGCAAAGUUUAUUUCCAUAUGCCACGUUUUUCUAUCUCUCUUGUGACUACAGAAAACUUUUGUUUCUGCAUAUGUAUUAAUGAAUGAAUCAGUUAGUUUGUAAAGAAACUGACCUGCUUUGUCAGCCGGUAACGGGAGUUCACCCCUUACUUCGAAUGGAGGAAAGCUAACUUUUGAUAAAAUAGUAGCUUUUCCCUAUAGAAAUGAGGAAAGGCUUAUGUAAGCUAACUUAAUCCACCACAGUAAAUAUAAAUUACACAAAUUCACUGAGAUAUUCCAAUGAGUUAGAGUCUCAGACGUUAUAAAUUUUCUGACUUGACUGACAGGUCUUGUCUUUCAUACUCUCUUCACAAUCCUGUUUCUUUUGCUAGUAUAAAUACUCAUUCAGCUUCCCCGCCUCAGUUGGGUGUGGCCAUCGCGGGCACAGAGUCGUAUAUUAGUGCUGUUCUUCAGCCGUAUGUGGAAUACUUUUCUUCCAAGCCACCAGACUGGCAGACUUUUCUUCGAUUUCUCCUUAUUCCUCUUGGUAAGUUUUCUUCAAACCAAAAAUGGUCUGUAGCUAAAAAAAGGAAAAAAAAGGCCAUUCAAGUGAAUUGAGAAGACAAUGACUAUUGAGUGCAAUUUGUAGUAAGACUUUCUAACCUGUGAAAUUUCUUCCAUAUCAUGUCGCUUGGAAUUGUCAUGGGAAGGAAUACACCUUGGCUAUAAGUAUUAGCCAGACUAUGUUGUUCCUUGACAACGUUUUGGUUCUCAAGGUUUACUGUUGUUGGUCUGCAUUGUUUUCAGACGGCCAACCUCUGGCCAGGCACAUUGGAGGACUAGAUGUAAGGUACAACUCACUUUUUAUGGAUAACUUUUGGAGAGAAGCUUUUGAGCAUUCAGACACUGCUAUUGGUAAGUCGGGAGGUCUUUUUUAGCUUUUGUUUACUCUAAGCGAGAUAGUUUAUAUGAAAACGAAAAGAUAAUUUAACUACUUAUCCUAUGCUAUUUCCUGUGGUGAUACUUUCACAUUCCUCUUUUGAGUGAAUCGUAUUGGCAGAUCAAGGAUAUAUCCACUUGUAGAAUCCAGACGACACUACUGGUGGUUGGUGAGUGCUCUCACCAAGGCACCACCGAAGUGUAAAAAAAUAUAUCCUAUUGUAACGUGGUUACUUUACUUCUCUAGUAUAAUGUUGUUGUCCAGUUACCCAUAAUACUAUUUUGGUGUAGUUGAUAUACCAUACUGUACUAUUGUGUCAUUGUAGUCUUAUUAUCGUCUCUGAUUACCUUUCGGAAUUUUGUUCUGUUAGAUUUCGAGGAGGUGAGCAGGCGAGUUAAAACUCUGAUGUCAGCAGCGACAAUCACGCACAACUUACCGAUUGCUGAGGCUCUUGUGAAUACAAAACUAAAAGGGUGAGCGAUAACUGGUGUACUUUCAUUGCCUUAUUUCUCCCUUGGUUGCGGCGAUAUUUUAGCUCGGUGAUACCGACAGAUAGGGCUGUCUGUACUCAGCUUUUAAAGCACGCCCCAACGGAAUAUAUCCAAGUCUGCUUGGAAUGCUUGAUUACGAAAAGCUCGUAUUGUCAUGCUGUAUUUCUGUUCAUCUUCUAGAUCAGAGGAAGGAUCUUCCCAAGUGUUUUUGCCUUUUGUUUGUGUAAGUAAUCAAUUCGAUGUAAAGCGUAGGACGAUUGAGUGAAAAGUAAUGAAACAUUAACCAAAAAUUUUAUUCUUUUAGGUUGUUUUUGGGUACAAUCGUAUCAUGAGAUAUAAAAAUGUUUAAAGGGUCAGCAUUCUUGACUAUGACUAUGACUGUGGUUUUAAAAUAAAAAAAAUAGGUUAUAAUUACUUAACCACUAUGAUCGCCAAACUCUUCUUGUUUGAUUUUGUUUUUUGUGUUAUCCUUGAAGACGCAUCAGGGUUCAAUGAAAUGUCUCAAUAAAAUUGAAUAUGCAGCCACUCGGCAAUUAAUAAAAGCUGAAGUUACGCCUUUUCCACCCUUGUUUUUGUUCUGCUGCAAUAAUUGAAUAUCGCAGAAAAUUAUCUCAAAAAAACUUUCGUUCGUCUCGAAACACAAUAGCUUGUUAUCGUAAAACUCAGGGAAUAGAUAAUCUGCAGAGCAAAUUCCUGGGUAAGGAAUAACAAGAAAUCUCAAAAUGUUUCAAUCAUUCCAUAAUUGGAUCCCAGGUUGCUUUGGCCACUGUCAACGAGCCAUUCCCCAACUGGGGGUUCGCCCUUAACUAGCUGAAUUUUCAAGGAGGGGGCUGGUCGUAAUUCAUAGGGAAUGAAACAAGAUAUACAGUAGUUUGACGUGUACGUUUUCAUUGCAGGAUGUUAGGAUUGGAUCAGCCGACAUAUACCAAGGUAAUUCACUGUUUGGAAUGAAUUCUUCGUUUUUAGCGUUUAACUUCAUUCUGACUUAGUUUUAUUUAAGCAGACGAAGAACCUGUAGCGACAAGUGGAACACCAUCGAGCACUGGAGCCAAAAGUACAGGGGCUGUUUCUAGGGGUGACAGUCAAGCUCCUGCUCCAGGAUCUUCGCAAACGCCUCCAUUUUCAAGCCCUCCUUUGAGUGGGUACGCUAAUUACUUUCAUCUUCUAAUAAAGACCGUCAGAUUUUGUAUUCGCCCAUUAUAUUACUUGUUUUCCUGCGCUACUUGUCUUAGUUUAUGGUAAUAGGCUAGUAAUGCUAUAACUUCGGACCACUCCAUAUUAAGUUUUACUUCUGCCUUUAAACUUGAAGCUUUGUUUCCAUAUAACGAUGCGAUCGCCAGGAAGAGUGGCUGGCGAUCUGCUUUUAAACGGAAAGCAAGUUUCAUCUACAGCGGUAAUCGUAGUAUCAUAUUAUCUACUCCACAAUACUCUUGCAUCUGUGAUUGCAAACGAUCGCAGCUAUCGUAUGGAAACCAACCCUAAUGCUUGGUCGCGUUUUCGGGUAUUGUAGCUGUGAUAUGGAUAAAGGGGUUUAUUCUCUUUGUUCUCAGGUAAAGGCAGUAAUAAUAAUAAUUCUUGAUGCCCAGUACUUUUGUACCCACCAGGCUCCAGGAGAGCAGUGGUGGGAGCCUAUACUCAAGUGAACAGAUGGAUCUUCAAGUGGACUACUGGCUUGCAGCGGGGAAUAAAAAAGAUGUCAACAAAGUAAGUUAGGUCACCAAUUGCACAGCACCAUCUAAUUUGUUAUUGCUAAUGCUUUUGUCUCAUUCCCUGUUUUGAUUUUUAGUCCUCGCUUAAAACAACUUUCAAAACGCUGGUGGUUACAAGACUUUCAACUCCUGAGGAAUCAUCUGCGCUUUCAGUAAUGGCGGUCACCAAAGAACGCAAUAAAAGAGGUCUGAACUUUUGAAAUGCUAUUAUUAUUGUUAGUGUGAAGGAUGUGUGGGUGGAAGUCAGUCCUGUAUCAGCAAGAGAGUUACUUGUCAAUACUAUGAGCCAUAAUCACGAUUUUGAGAAAAAACAACCAGAGAGUUCUCUGAAUAUUCCAGUGAUAACGUUUUGGGUAUUCUUAGGCUGUGUGGCGGAGCAAGCCCGUUAGUGUGGCGAGUAAGGUGUUGAAAUUUAAUAAUAAUAAUAAUAAUAAUAAUAAUAAUAAUAGUAAUAAUAACGAAGAAGGGGUCCUUAAAGGAGUUAACUUUAGCUAAUUUAGUUUGUAAUUUUGUGGAUGGUUGGCUUUAGUUUACCUCUACAAAAUUCGAAAUAAUCAUCAAAGUCUAGGCCAUUUAGACCAAACACUGUCUUGUAGCAUUCCACUACAGAUCGGUAUUCUCUUCGAUGCUAAAGUGUGAAAUGGUGCUAUUUUUUGUUGUCACAGGACUCGAGGCAAUGAUGCGUUCCAUGAAAAAAUCCAAAGAGAAAGACGCUGAUUCCAAGAACCAACCAGUAAUGGUGAAUGUGUCGAAACUGAUCUGCACUACUAAAGGACAGAGCAGUACAUUAAAUGGUGAGCUCUCUAUUUAGUCUUCACUUAGUCUCUGAUUUUUUUUUCUGUUAAUCUAUUUUCAGUUGUCAUAAUUAUUCUGUUUGUUUAUUUACAAUUGUUAUUCUGUUUGUUUAUUUACAAUUGUUAUUCUGUUUGUUUAUUUACAAUUGUUAUUCUGUUUGUCUAUUUACAAUUGUUAUUCUGUUUGUCUAUUUACAGUUAUUAUUCUGUUUGUCUAUUUACAAUUGUUAUUCUGUUUGUCUAUUUACAAUUGUUAUUCUGUUUGUCUAUUUACAGUUAUUAUUCUGUUUGUUUAUUUACAGUUUUUAUUCUGUUUGUCUAUUUACAGUUUUUAUUCUGUUUGUCUAUUUACAGUUAUUAUUCUGUUUGUCUGUUUACAGUUGUUAUUCUGUUCGUCUAUUUACAGUUGUUAUUGACGGAGUGACGUGGAGUGGGGUCAAGUUUUUUUCAUUGUCAUCCCAGUGGCCUACUCAUAUUAAAAACUUUCCCAUUGGCCUGUUUGGCCGAACCGAGACCACUUGUUAACUCCAUUUUCCAACUCAAACGACCAGAGUUUUCUUGUGCACGUGGAUUGUGCAUAGAUAAAGAUUAUGAAGGAAACAGAAGAUAUUGGAAACAUCCGCUUAUCAAAGUUGAGAAUAUUCAACAACGUUUGAGCUAGUAAGGGUUUUAAAAAAAGGCUCUUCAUGUGGCAUAUUUUGUUAGCAAGAAGUUUUUUUGACGCUUAUAUUGUGGCAAAGUUAUUUUACGGAUAAAAAACACUCGUUAGAGAGAAAAGUAAUAAUUGAAGGUAGAUCAUAUAAAGCAACCAUAGAAAGGAACAUUAAGCAGCAAUAAGUUCCGAGUGAUAUUAUCUAAAAUCUAUAAACUUCCAAACAUAAUCAUCUUUAUUUUGAUGGUAAUUGAAAUGACAUUAAGUAGGAAUUUAAUUUUAGGUUGUAUUUUGAAAUGUGCCAAGCGAUUUCAAGGAUUAUAAAUUAUUAUGAAAAAGAUUAUUGUUAAAAGAGUUGACUAAAUGUUUUGGGUCAAAUAAGUUUAU